This is a messenger RNA of Frieseomelitta varia, 5970 nucleotides long. RefSeq names its product guanine nucleotide exchange factor subunit Rich (gene Rich). Gene Ontology annotation, biological process: intracellular protein transport; retrograde transport, endosome to Golgi. The coding region runs from base 30 to 4319 and encodes 1429 amino acids. Gene Ontology annotation, cellular component: Ric1-Rgp1 guanyl-nucleotide exchange factor complex; Golgi membrane; cytosol. Gene Ontology annotation, molecular function: protein binding. The transcript is spliced from 16 exons. NCBI's taxonomy places the organism in Eukaryota, Metazoa, Arthropoda, Insecta, Hymenoptera, Apidae. The record is from RefSeq and is a predicted model, not a curated record.
UAAAAAGUGAACAAUCCUAAGGUGGAAUCAUGUUUUUCCCUAUCGGAUGGCCGCGGGUUCUGAACACGACAGAACCAGAAAAGAUAACCGCGGUUGUUUGCAACAGGGAUAAGAUACUUUUUGCUGUCUUAACGACGGAUACUCUUACCAUCUGGUAUUGCAAGCCAUGCGUGCCCAUUGUAUUUAUCAGACGAACUACAGAUUCUUUAAAAAAACACGGUGAUAAUAUUUUGAUACAAUGGAGGCCAGACUCCAGUAUGAUAGUUAUUGCGACAUCGGACAGUUAUCUUUUAUUUUAUCGCUUACAAGAUACCAGCCCGGAAGGUAGAAGUCUCUAUGAACAGAGAGAUUCUCCAGUUUCCAGCUUGAAAAGGGAUAGCGCUGAACUUUUUAUCAAAGAAAUUAUCCCUUCCUUAGUUUUAACAUUUGAAAAAUCAGCUUGGAUAGAUGGUGGAAUUAGUUCUUUAGUUUGUAUACGUGAUGAGCUUAUGGUAGCUACAAAAACCAGUCAUGUAAUACGUCAUAAGUGGGAUGGUACAGUAAAUAGAGAUUAUUCUCUUGAUCUAAGAAGAAUACCAUUUAGCGUAGAUCAACAGAUAUCUACUGUAGCUAUACCACUUACUGAGAACAAUGUGUUUGUUACCGAUAUUGAAUAUUCUCCUUUAGUUGGUGGAUUUGCAAUUGUACUCAACACUGGCAAAGCAGCAUUUCUCACAGCACAAUCUUUAAAAUUUGAUCCUAAUCAAGUACAAGGAAUUUGGGCUAGGGAUGUUGAUGAUGCUACUUGCGCAGCUGUAAAUCAUAAAUAUCGUCUUAUUGCAAUUGGAAGACAAAAUUCCGAAGGUGUAGUGUACUAUGUUGAUGAAACCACAGGAAGUUUAGAAAUGUCGCAUACAUUAAGUUUAUCCUCGAAAGAUUAUCCAGGAAGACCAGGUCGUGUGAGAUGUUUAAGGUGGACUCCUGAUAGUUGUGCUAUCGCACUAGCAUGGGAAGGUGGUGGCAUAGCAAUAUGGAGUACAUUUGGAGCUCUUUUACUUUGUAGUUUAAAGUGGGAUUAUGGUUUGAGAGUAGAUUUGACGCACGAUAAUCCUUUACAUAUCCACACAAUGGAAUGGUCCGCGGAAGGUUAUCAGCUUUGGAUGUUAAGAGAAUCUCCAACUCCUUCUUUGAUUGAAGAAAAUGGAAAUGAAGAAACUAAUUUAAAAUCUUUGAUACAAUUAGAUUUUGUAAAAAGUCCUCUAACUAUUAAUCCUUGUAUGGGUCAUCAUGGACAUUUAUAUUUACAAGGUGAAGAUAGAUUGUAUUUAAAUUUGGGUGGUGGAGUUUCUACAAGUGCUUCAACUUUUCACAUUGGUAGUGAAAUUCCUAAUGAUUCCAUAACACAGACACUUGCGGGUUGUAAGCAAUGGCUAGUUGUUCCUAUUCCUACCGCAUACAGUGGUGCCAAUUGGCCGAUAAGAUAUACUGCUAUUGAUAACGAAGGUAUGAGUAUAGCUGUAGCUGGACGCACAGGGUUAGCACAUUAUUCUUUACCUUCACGCAAAUGGAAACUUUUCGGUAAUGAAACUCAAGAGAGGGACUUUAUUGUAACUGGAGGACUAUUAUGGCAUCGAGGUUUUUUGAUAGCCAGUAGUUAUUCACUAUUAGAUGAUAAAGACGAAGUUAGAAUAUAUCCACGUGAUACACGUUUGGAUAAUAAUUAUGUUAGAACUGUUAGAAUGCCGUCACAGGUAUUACUGCUCAAUACAUUAAAAGACAGGCUCUUAACAUUUUGUGCCAAUGCACAAAUUAGCAUUUAUGAUAUGGUAAUAGAAAGCAAUAAUGAUGCAGGAAGUAUAGAAUUAACUAGAUUGCAAACUGUAGAUAUCAGUGGACUUUGUGUUCAUCCUGCUUGUGUUGUAAGUGCCACUUUAACCACUAUACGUGCAGAAACUGCUGGAAGUCACCCACAUCCUGAAAGUCUUCUGUUGAACGUAUCUGGGCGUCUUCUUAUGGUUCAACGAGAACAUUGUACUGAUACUCCAGAUGUUCUGUUUACGUGUAGUGCUCCAACAGUAUUAGCUUCAUAUGUAGAAAAUGUAUGGGUACCGGGGAGAUCAAGAAGAGAUAAACCUCACUUAACAGAAGCUCUGUGGUUAUUUUGCGGUGCUCAUGGCAUGCGUGUUUGGCUUCCAUUAUUCCCAAGAAAUCAUCAAGAAAAAACGCAUACUUUCAUGAGCAAGAGAAUAAUGUUACCUUUCCAUUUACGUAUUUAUCCUUUGGCUAUAUUAUUCGAGGAUGCUAUUUUAUUGGGAGCAGAAAACGAUACAGUACUCUUUACUUCGGAUACCAAUUCUCCAUUUUCGUUACCAUUCAGUUUAUUAGAACUUACAAGUCAAGUUUAUCUUCAUCAAAUAUUACGACAACUUAUUCACCGCAAUUUAGGAUAUCAUGCUUGGGAAAUUGCUCGUUCGUGCUCUGCACUGCCAUACUUUCCACAUUCAUUAGAGCUUUUACUUCACGAGGUACUAGAAGAAGAAGCAACUAGUAAAGAACCAAUCCCAGAUGCUCAGCUGCCUUCUGUGGUGGAAUUCAUCCGUGAAUUUCCAGGAGUAUGGGCUAGAGCAGUUGUACAAUGCGCUAGAAAGACUGAAAUAGCACUAUGGCCUUAUUUAUUCUCUGUUGCUGGGCCACCUAAGAAGCUGUUACAAGAUUGUUUACAACGUCAACAACUUGAUACCGCUGCUAGUUAUCUAAUAAUUUUACAAAACCUAGAACCUUCAACCGUUAGCCGACAACAUGCUACUUUAUUAUUGGAUGCUGCUUUGGAACAAGGAAGAUGGGAACUUUCAAAAGAUCUUGUUCGCUUCCUUAGGGCGAUUGAUCCAAAUGAUGUGGAAUCACCAAGAACAUCUUGGGGCGGAACAUCAAAAUUAGGCGGACCUCCUCAAACUCCACCGCUUUCACCUCAUGAAGAUGACUUAUCUUUAGUGUUAGGAACCAUGCAAGUUUCACGAAGUCGAAGUUAUAGUACUACAGUAACGCCUAAAGUACAAUCUGAUUCAGUAGCCAAAGAUAUAGCACCUUCUUCAAUGCUUGAGAAAACUAGAAACGUCGUUAUGAGACGAAAAAAGUCUGUACCUACAAGCGUUUCUAAAACUGAAAAAGUUGAUAGCAAAGAAGGUUCAGCCGAGGAAUUUUUUAUUGACGUGAUAUUACAACGUCAUGCUCGUCGAUUACUUUCAGCAAAGCGGCUUGCAGAUUUAGGCAGAUUUGCUGCACGAUUAGAUUUCCAUUUAGUUACAUGGUUUGCUAGAGAGCGUGAUAGAGCAGCAAAAAUAGACGAUUAUGUUGCAACGUUAAAAGCAGUGCACGAAGAUUUUUCGUUCGCUUAUCCCGUGCUGUCUCUUCCAACUUUACAAAAAUUUCGAAGAUCUAGCCUUACGUCUCUACGUUCUAUAAGAUCAGUCAGUCUAGAAAGUCCAGAGGAUGAACCGUUGAAUUCCAGUUUUAUUGUUGAUUUGCCUGAUAGUGGUUAUACUAGUUUACCAAGUGGAAGACCACCUUAUACUACAUUAAUAUCACCCGUUGCAAGUUUAGAAACACAAUUUCCUGCUGCUGAAACAAAAUUAACAGCAAACAUGUUACAUGAUGCUAACAGCGUUCUUAGUGAUAGUAGUACUAUUUGGAGAGAUGAUACCGAAUCAAUCGUUGGAACUGGAGUUGGAACAGUGUGUUGGGUUUCCUCAGAUCCUGUAGAACAGACAGAAAUUCAUAACGCGUCACUUUGUGCGCCGAUAAGUCGUGCAGAAGUGCAGCUUAGAUAUCUCCUACAAUUAUUUUUGGAAGGUGGUUGCUUAGGCUGGGCUGCAGUAUUAGCAACUGUUUUACGCGACGCACCUGCUAUGGCUAGAACUAUCAGAGCAGCACAUGCUCCUAUGCAAACUUUUGAGUCUGUAAUUAAUUUGAGAGACGGUCUUCUUACGUUAACUAAAUGGUCUCAUUCAGAAUGUUUAGGAUAUAGACCUUUCGUGUCAGGUAUUCAAGGCCAAAUUUCUUUGCUAAACAGACUAAUUGUAACAAAACAGCAACAAGAACAAGAGCAGAUACCGGAGAGUCCUUCUCCCAGUCCUGCUCCAUCUGCAAGUAGUAAUCAACGAGGAACUUUGUCACGAUCUCGCCAUUCCUCCAUAAGUCAUACUUCAACAACUGCUCCGUUAGAUGAAGAACGAUCACAUGAAUUAUCGUUAAAAGUUGAAGAUGUAAAUUUCCGAGGUAGUUACAGUAAUCUUAAUAACAUGGAAAAUACUAAUUCGCAAUCUACAUGUGUAGUUUCCUAAAGCAAUGGUGUCUACUUAAGACUCAGAUGUACUGUGUUAUAUAUUCUAUGUAUAUUGGUAAGUAGAUACAAAGUUUCGUCAACACUUUUCAGCUUUCUAUGGAAUGUGGUUAAAGAUGAUAAUCUGAAGUAAGAAUUUGUUAAGUCAUUUUUUGGUACUAAAAGAUUUUUCCUAAAAUAAUGUAAAGUAAAUAUAACGGCAUUAAACCCCAAAAUUUAAGUAAGUAAAUUAUACAGGCAUUAUAUAAAGAAAAAGAUUCUAACAACUUUUGGUCGUAAUUGAUUGAUUAUUGUACGAUAAUUAUGUAUACAAUAUCUUUAAAAAUUUUAAUACGUAAGAGAAGAUGUUACAGAAUUAAUAUUUCUCAUUUUGUAAGCAUUUCUAUGUCUGUAAAUAUGUUACUAACAUAUAGAAAAAAGUACUGUUGAAAUAUUUUUAGGAUCAUUCUAAUAACAUUUAAUAAGAAACAAUAGAAUUCAGAGAUAUUGCAAAAUACGACUGAUACUAUUUCUUCCUUUCUUCGUAGACAGUAUACAGAAAUAAUAAAUAUUUAUAUGAGUGUAAUUGAUGUUAGUAGAUUGUAGAUUUAGAUGAGAGAAAUGAAAAUAGUGGACUAAUAUUUUAUAUAUUGCAACAUAACACUGACUGAAUUGUGACUGUAUUGUGAAAAAACAAUUUCCAUCUAUCCCGAGUUAUAAAAUCUGAAAUAAUAUAAUUCUGUUUGAGUGAUAGCUGAUGAAACGAUAUAACCGUCCUAUGAUCCAAAUUUCUUUCAUAUAACUAAAAAAAUUGAAUUUUGCAUAAUGAAAUUAACAAUAACUAUAUGAAUCUGAUGUCAAUAACUGCAUGAUUGAUAUUAUUAUAGAUAUUGAUUUCCUAUUAGGCAAUAUGCUAAAUAGUAGAAAAUAAAAUGGUCAUUAUUUAGAGUUAAAAUCAUAUAAUACAAAUUUUUUAACUUAUAAUAUAAUUAACAAUCGAUAUUUUUAUUAAAAAAAGUUAUAAGUUUUAAGUACGAUUUUGUUGUAAUAUGUAAAAAUUACUAAUGUGCUUAAAGGGAACACUAAUACUCAUAACAUGGAUUUUAAAAGAAAGAAAUAAAUGCAUCUAUGUUGUAAAAAAUUUUUGAAAUUAUAGUUUGUAAUAUUUUAUUUGGAAUUAAUUAAAAGUAUAAAUUAACAAAAUAGGAAUAUGUAAUUUUUAUGACUCUGGAAAAUAAUUAAUUCUACGUAUUUCUAGCUUUCAAUAUUGAAAUGAGUAAUUCAUCAUAGUCAAAAACAAUAAUCAAAAUUAUUUAUAAGUAUUUAUAACAAAAUAUAAGUUUACUAAACAUGGUCAACUAAUAAAAAAGGUAUACAUCUAAAUUUGAAUAAUUCGUUGUUUCACAGUUUCUACAUAUAGUAGAAGUAUUGUUCUUUCUGUAUAUAGAAUCAAAUGUAUUUAGUCAAUAUUAAGUAAAAUAUAUAACUCUUCUUCAAUUAGAUGCUACUUAAUCAUAAAACAAUUUCUAUGAAUUUAGCAAUGAACAUUCGCUUUUAUCUUGUAUUAAAGAAUUAUCUUUAAUCAUUUGUAGAAAGAAAAACUGUGAAACAUUAAAAGUAAGUUAUUUAUAUGCAUAUACAUAUUGUAACAUAGAUAUUCAGAAAUAUAUAUU